AUGCCAUUUAAAGCAUUUGAUACCUUCAAAGAGAAAAUUCUGAAACCUGGGAAGGAAGGAGUGAAGAAUGCCGUAGGAGAUUCGCUGGGGAUCUUACAAAGAAAAAUCGAUGGGACCAAUGAAGAGGAAGAUAACAUUGAGCUGAAUGAAGAAGGAAGGCCCGUGCAAGCAUCCAGGCCACAUCUCCCAGUCUGUGACUGCAGCUGCUGUGGCAUCCCCAAGCGGUACAUCAUCGCUAUCAUGAGUGGCCUGGGAUUCUGCAUUUCCUUUGGAAUUCGGUGUAACCUUGGAGUGGCCAUUGUGGAAAUGGUCAACAAUAGCACUGUGUAUGUGGAUGGAAAACCAGAAAUUCAGAUGGCACAGUUUAACUGGGAUCCAGAGACAGUGGGCCUUAUCCAUGGCUCUUUCUUCUGGGGCUAUAUUGUGACACAAAUUCCUGGUGGCUUCAUUUCAAACAAGUUUGCUGCCAACAGGGUCUUUGGAGCCGCUAUAUUCUUGACAUCAACUCUGAACAUAUUCAUCCCUUCUGCAGCCCGGGUACAUUAUGGCUGUGUCAUGUGUGUGAGGAUUUUGCAGGGCCUGGUGGAGGGUGUGACCUACCCAGCCUGCCAUGGGAUGUGGAGUAAAUGGGCGCCUCCCCUGGAGAGAAGCCGACUGGCCACGACUUCUUUUUGUGGUUCCUAUGCUGGAGCAGUUGUUGCUAUGCCACUGGCAGGAGUAUUGGUGCAGUACAUUGGCUGGGCCUCUGUCUUUUAUAUUUAUGGUAUGUUUGGGAUUAUUUGGUACAUAUUUUGGCUUCUGCAGGCCUAUGAGUGCCCAGCAGCUCACCCAACAAUAUCCAAUGCAGAAAAGACCUACAUAGAGACAAGUAUAGGAGAAGGGGCCAACUUGGCCAGUCCGAGUAAAUUCAACACACCAUGGAAAAGGUUCUUUACAUCCUUGCCUGUCUACGCUAUCAUUGUGGCAAACUUCUGUAGGAGCUGGACCUUUUAUUUGCUCUUAAUAAGUCAGCCUGCCUACUUUGAAGAGGUCUUUGGGUUUGCAAUAAGUAAGGUGGGUCUCUUGUCCGCUGUCCCACACAUGGUGAUGACAAUUGUGGUUCCCAUUGGAGGACAACUGGCUGAUUGUUUAAGAAGCAGAAAGAUCUUAACCACAACUGCUGUCCGAAAGAUCAUGAAUUGUGGAGGCUUUGGCAUGGAGGCAACCUUGCUUCUGGUGGUUGGCUUUUCCCACACCAAAGGAGUGGCUAUCUCCUUCCUGGUGCUUGCUGUAGGAUUCAGUGGCUUUGCUAUUUCAGGUUUUAAUGUCAACCACCUGGACAUUGCUCCACGCUAUGCCAGCAUUCUCAUGGGGAUUUCUAAUGGAGUGGGAACGCUGUCUGGAAUGGUCUGUCCCCUCAUUGUUGGAGCAAUGACCAAGCACAAGACCCGUGAGGAAUGGCAGAACGUGUUUCUCAUAGCGGCUCUGGUCCACUACAGUGGUGUCAUCUUCUAUGGGGUCUUUGCUUCAGGGGAAAAACAGGACUGGGCUGAUCCAGAGAGUCUCUCUGAGGAGAAAUGUGGAAUCAUUGACCAAGAUGAAUUAGCUGAGGAGACAGAACUCAACCACGAGGCUAUUUUAAGUCCCAGAAAGAAGAUGUCUUAUGGAGCCACCACUCAGAAUGUCAAGGUUCAGAAGAGUGGGUGGAGACAACAGAGGGAAGCUGCCUUUGAUGAGGAAGAGGCAUUGUCCUACCAGAAUGAAGGAGACUACUCAGAAACAUCCUAA
Messenger RNA from Cricetulus griseus (Chinese hamster), 1767 nucleotides. The record is from RefSeq and is a predicted model, not a curated record. NCBI's taxonomy places the organism in Eukaryota, Metazoa, Chordata, Mammalia, Rodentia, Cricetidae.